This is a messenger RNA of Spirodela intermedia, 2415 nucleotides long. NCBI's taxonomy places the organism in Eukaryota, Viridiplantae, Streptophyta, Magnoliopsida, Alismatales, Araceae. The record is from the annotation of a GenBank genome assembly.
AUGGGGAUUUUCCUAGCUUUUGGUCUUCACGCCCUCCUCGCUGGCGCUCUUCUUGUAACGUCGUCGUCUCUGUCGGGGUUGCAGAGACUAACCCUCGGGGAGUCUAUCUCCGUUGAGAGACCAGGCGACGUGUUGGUCUCGGCUGGGGGGACCUUCUCCGCCGGCUUCGUCCCCGUCGGCGAGAAUGCUUACGGCUUCUCCAUCUGGUACACCCACGCCCUGCAAAAGACGGUAGUGUGGAUGGCGAACAGAGAUAAGCCGGCCAACGGCAAGCACUCCAAGCUGUGGCUCCACAACGACGGCAGCCUCGUCUUGUUGAGCGGCGGCGAGGGGAAAGUGUGGGAGGCGGGCGCAGGGUUGGGGUGGGACGUGAUUUCCCUGGAGCUGCUGGAGACAGGCAACCUGGUUCUCACCAACCGAACUGGCAAUGUGGUCUGGCAGAGCUUCGCCUCACCCACCGACACCCUCCUCCCUGGCCAGAAGCUCACAAGGAACACUAUGCUGUUGUCAGAAAGAGCCGCCGGGGACUAUCGUUCGGGUUUCUACAACUUCAAAUUUAACGACGACAAUGUUCUCUACCUCAUCUACAAUGGCCCCGAAAUCUCCAGCGUCUACUGGCCUCCGCAGGACACCACGAUUUAUAACCAAGGAAGGACCAACUUCAACAGCAGUAGAGUGGCAAUUCUCGACGACAAGGGUUUCUUCCUAUCCAGCGACCAUCUAAACUUCUCGUCGUCGGAUUACGGGCCCGGACCUAGUCGCCGGUUAACACUUGACCACGACGGCCUCCUCAGGUUGUACAGUCUGAACGAGUCAACGGGGGAUUGGGCGGCGGUGUGGUUGCCGGAUAUUGGGGUGUGCGAGGUUCACGGCCUGUGCGGGGCGUACGGCAUCUGCACGUACUUGCCGGAGCCGAUGUGCACAUGCCCGCCAGGUUUCCACCGAGCCGACCCGGAGGACUGGUCCAGAGGCUGUCGGCCGGAGUUUAAUCUGACCAGCGCGAUGGGAAGCGUCGACUUCAUAAAGUUUCGUCACACAGAUUACUACGGAAACGACCUCGAGUACAGAAAUAACGCUACCUUGAAUAGUUGCAGAACGGCCUGCCGGGAUGAUCCCAGAUGCCAGGGUUUUGGCAUCCGGGGGAAGAAGUGUUACCCCAAGUACGCCCUUCUUAAUGGCCAGCGGACGCCUAGUAACUCAAACAGGUUGUACAUCAAGGUGCCUGCGUCGACGGGCGUCAGAAAAAAAGAUGGUGGGGCACUGAUACAGUCCGGGCUGACAUGCUCGAACCAAUUGGUCCGUAUUUCCAGCGGGAAACGUCGUCCGGACGGUGCCAAGAGCCCCUACCUGAAAUACUUGGUCGGAUUCGUCGGGGCUCUCGGCGCAGUGGAGGCGGUCAUAAUAAUCCUGGGUUGGAUAUUCAUCAGGAGGAUCCACCGGAGCCUGGGUCCGGCGGAGAUGGGCCACAGAUUCCAACUUGCAAUUGGAUUCCGGCGGUUCACCUACGCGGAACUCAAGGCGAUGACGAUGAACUUCAGCGAGGAAAUUGGGAGAGGAGGCUUCGGAUCGGUCUACAGAGGCCUGCUGGAAGACGGCAAGACGCCGGUGGCUGUAAAAAGGCUCGAAGGGGUCACACAAGGGGAGGCUGAGUUCUGGGCGGAGGUCGCAGUCAUCGGGAGGAUCAACCACAUGAACCUGGUGAGAGUGUGGGGGUUCUGCGCCGAGGGCAAGCAUCGUCUCCUGGUGUACGAGUACCUGGAGAACGGAUCUCUCGACAGGCUGCUCUUCGCCUCCGACGCCACCAAGGUAUUGAACUGGGAGAAGAGGUACGCCGUUGCGGUGGGGACGGCGAUGGGCCUCGCCUACCUGCAUGAAGAGUGCCUGGAGUGGGUCCUUCACUGUGAUGUGAAACCCCAGAACAUCCUCCUGGAUGAGCAGUACAGGCCCAAGCUGGCUGAUUUCGGAAUGUCCAAGCUUACAGAGAGGGGCGCCGCUGGGGGUAGCGGUCCCCGUGGGAAGUGCGAGGUCUCCAGGGCGAGGGGAACGAGAGGGUACAUGGCCCCGGAGUGGAUGGUGAACCAAGAGAUCACUGCUAAGGCGGACGUGUACAGCUUCGGUGUGGUUCUGCUAGAGCUGGUCACCGGGAAGAGCGCGACCGGCGUCUCGGAGGGGCAGUGGAACCACUUGAUCCGCUGGGUGGAGGAGAAGAUGGAGGGGCUACAUGGGAUGGACCAGAUGGUCGACGAAGGACUCAACGGGGGAUACGACGAGGUGCAGGCGGAGCUCGUGCUCCGGGUCGCCUUGCUCUGCGUGAGGACCAACAAGGAUGAGAGGCCGGCCAUGAGCACCGUCGUGGGGCUUCUUCACGGCGACCUCUCGCCGGACGACGAGUCUUCGCACGGUUCUCUGGCGUAA